UCCAUUCCGUGUCCGCCGCCGCCACCAACUCACCAUCGUCCUCGGGAUCCAUCCCGAUUCGCCCACCUCCUCUUCCUUAAAUUCCCCGUCGAGCCAACCGGCUCCUGCGGCCUUCUCACCCUCACCCACUCCUCACCGGCAACUAGCAGGACCGUCGCGUCCCUCUCCUCUAAUUCUUCCCAUGCUUCUUCUUUCCCCUGUCUCUCGCUCACAUCUCUCUCUCUCUCUCUCCCAUGCACAGGAACGCCAGGACCAUCGCGCAGCCAACCCGAGCGCUCGAUCCCAAACGGAUCGAGGCGCUACCUCCAGCCCGCAGCCGCGUGGAGCUCCUCUGCGCCCAUGCUGCACCAGGCCUCGAGCGACCUCGCUCCCCUGCCGUCUCCGGCACCGCGCCCGAACCUGCCCAACCACCCGAGCCGCCUCGAGCUUCCCUCACCUCCACCUCGUCGCUGCCUCGCUUCCCCGUCCGUCUCCGGCGAUCGACUAACGACCAGUUGGAGCACCACGACCGUCGCCUCUCUCUUUCCCUCCUUUUUUCCCCAUCUCUUCAAGCUCUCUCUUUCUCUCAUGACGGCCUCUCGGUGUUAUUCUUCACAGGGACCGACGCCAUAGACACCCGUGCGCUACCCCGAGUCCACCACCGCUGCCGUUUCGCGUCAGAUCCGGCCGGGGACCACCGGAUCUCGCCGCCUCCGCCAUGGACCACCCAUCCCCAGACCUCCUCUGCGCCGCCUUGCCACAGCCUUGCCCUGUCGUCGCGCCUUUCGCCAAGUCCCUGCCGCUGCUCUGCUCUCUGUCGAGCAGAGGACGAGCACCUCGACCCGUACCUCGCUUGGCCGCUCGCACGUGCGUUGACCAGCUCCAGCGCGUGGAUCGCGCCCAGCUUCGCUGCCGAGCCGGCCCAGCAACCGAUCUGGCCCAGCCAGCGCCCUCCUCAUCGACCUGGGCUUGGCCCAUGUGUUGCUUCUUAGUUCCGGCAACGUUGCGAUUGUGAGGAUUCGUUCGACUACGCCCGU
This is a messenger RNA of Triticum dicoccoides, 1016 nucleotides long. RefSeq lists its product as uncharacterized. The record is from RefSeq and is a predicted model, not a curated record. Bases 234 to 971 code for a protein of 245 amino acids. Lineage: Eukaryota; Viridiplantae; Streptophyta; Magnoliopsida; Poales; Poaceae. The transcript has 2 exons.